Molecule: messenger RNA, 627 nt
Organism: Trichobilharzia regenti
Lineage: Eukaryota; Metazoa; Platyhelminthes; Trematoda; Strigeidida; Schistosomatidae
Source: the annotation of a GenBank genome assembly
AUGAAAAAACGUUAUUUUACACCGAAUGACAUUCUGUUACACAAUUCACCUGACGACUGCUGGGUGUCUUUUCUCGGCAAAGUUUAUGAUCUCACCCCAAUAUGUGCCCAAAACAAAGGCAGUAUUCUCCUACAACCAAUCUUAGCUGAAGCUGGCAGAGAUAUAUCCCAUUGGUUUGAUACACAGACAGGUGAAGUACGACAUCAUGUUGAUCCAGUUACUAAUUGUUAUGUACCAUACACACCAUUUGGUCGAUUUGUAAAUAUACCACCACCAUAUCCAACAACCGACUGGGCAACUGAUUUUGGGAUACCUUGGUGGAAAGAUGAACGGUUGAUGAUUGGAUAUUUGACAAAGAAAACAAGAUUUGUGCGUAUUGUUAAUACACUUGCACUGCAUGAACAUGAAAUUGAGGUAUGCGUUGAAGAAACAAUGACAGAUAUUCUUGUACGUUAUUUGAAAUUCAAUGCACACGCAGCUUCAUAUACAUGGAAGUAUAAUGGUGUUGUAUUAGACAUGGAGAAAACACUUGAAGAGAAUAAUGUCAAGGAAGAGACACAAGAUAUUGAAGAUUUAUUUAUGCCACAGAUAUACCUAUAUUAUAAUGAUGAUUUGACUGAAGCUUAA